AUGGGCGCUUCAAGGGCGUUGUCAUGCUGUACAAGGAGUGUUCUGGCGUUGCUCAAUUUGGCAAUGAUGCUAGUUGCUCUUGCUGCAUUGGCCUUGGCCAUCUGGAUCCGAUGCGAUGAUUCCUUCGAAGAAUCACUACGCGCUGAUCUUUUGGUGAAAGGAGAACCAGAGCCGAUGGGCAGCCUAAAGCAUGAUUUCCGAACCUGGAUCACCGUCAGCUUUUGGGUGAUCGUUGGCUUCUGUAUUGCAUGCGCAAUCAUCGGCCUCGCAGGGCUUUUGGGAGCGGCUGCUCGAUCUCGUUGUCUGGCAGCGAUUUACUUCCUUGCUCUUCUCAUUGUCAUCCUAUUGGAAAUAGCCAUUGGGAUUUUUGUGUUGGUCGAACGGCACAAGGUGAGGGAUGCGGUGAAGGAGUAUGUGCAAACAGCCUUCCAGCAGAAUACUCAGGAUCGCUCGACUAUCGAAUUAAGAUACACCUGCUGCGGCAUCGAAAAUUUCCCCAACCCACAAUGUAAUGGACUGCUGCCAACUUGUUCAUCAGCCGUCUGGGAUCGUCUUGACUAUACCCUAAUGGUAUUUGGAAUUUCCAUGAUAGCUGUCGUGUUCUGUCAAAUACUUGCUGCUCUCACCGCCCUCCUUCUCGCCCUCACCCCCUCAAUCUAUGCUCAAGCC
Molecule: messenger RNA, 669 nt
Organism: Mesorhabditis spiculigera
Lineage: Eukaryota; Metazoa; Nematoda; Chromadorea; Rhabditida; Rhabditidae
Source: the annotation of a GenBank genome assembly